Messenger RNA from Sinocyclocheilus grahami, 3059 nucleotides. Its product is annotated as calphotin-like. The coding region runs from base 57 to 1880 and encodes 607 amino acids. Gene Ontology annotation, biological process: anterograde axonal transport. The transcript has 8 exons. Gene Ontology annotation, cellular component: mitochondrion. The record is from RefSeq and is a predicted model, not a curated record. NCBI's taxonomy places the organism in Eukaryota, Metazoa, Chordata, Actinopteri, Cypriniformes, Cyprinidae.
GUCUCCGCACUUGCUCAGUCAUUCAUUGCGCCUCCGCUGGACUCGCAGUUUGGACGAUGUUUGCGUGCAGAGCAGCCUGGCAGCGGUGUGGACCUCUGGCGCGACAGUCCCUGUACCGCGCACAGCUCAAUAGUGAUGUAGUUCCACGGAGGCUCAUGUCGUCAGUUCCUGGCGGCUCUGGUGAGAAUUUCCUUUAUGUCGUGCUCUGCGGUGGAGCCUUCGCAGGUGGCUUGGCAUAUGCUUAUAGAACCGUUUCAACAGACCACGCACGUUUUGUUGAUCGUGUUUCUGAAAUUAAUGCUCGUCCCAAGUCUGACUGGAAACCCAAAGCAUGGCCACCCAAGGGUGAGGAGAAUGGCAAUGAAGAAGCUGGUGCAGAGGAAGGUGAGGUGGCAGAAACUGUAGAGAGCACAGCCGAGGAGGAUGUUCCUGCUGAGGCACCUGAGGUAUUGCUGGAAACAGCCGAGGCCACUGGAGGGAAGACAGGAACUCUUGAGACCGUUGUGGAAAAGGUUGCCGAGACGGUCGCAGAGACUGCAGAGGUGGUUGCUGAGGUGGCGGGGGUUGUUGCUGAGACAGCAGAGGAGGUGGCAGCGGUGGCAGAGGAAGUGCAGAAGGUAGCAGAGGAAGUAGAAGCAGCAGCAGAGGCUGUCGUAACUCCUGUUAUCCAAGCUGAAGAGCCGGCGUCAGAGAGCAACGAAUCAGUCAGCCCAGCAGAAACCACAGAGCUGGCUGCUGCCUCCGUGAUCGAGGCGGCUGUUCCUAUGGUGUCGGUAUCCGUGGAAGAUGUGCCAGUUGAAGCUGUACCAGAGAAGCUCACUGAGGUUCCUACAACAGAUCAUUUGGAAAGUGAACCUGUAACGGAGGUGGCACCUGUUUCUCCAGUUGUAGAAGAGCCACCUGUUGCCACAGUGGUAGAAGAGGCUCCAGUAGUAGAGGAGACACCAUUUGAUUCACCAUCAGCAGAAGUAUUUGUUGCUCCAGUGACAGAAGCAGCACCGAUUUCCCCAGACGUAGAAGAGCCACCUAUUGCCACAGUGGUAGAAGAGGCUCCAGUAGUAGAGGAGACACCAUUUGAUUCACCAUCAGCAGAAGUAUUUGUUUCUCCAGUGACAGAAGCAGCACCAAUUUCCCCAGACGUAGAAGAGCCACCUGUUGCCACAGUGGUAGAAGAGGCUCCAGUAGUAGAGGAGACACCAUUUGAUUCACCAGUAUCGGCAGAAGAAGCAUCUGAUGUCCUGGUGAUAGAACAGGAAAUAUUGGUCGUCCCAGUGACAGAAGAGACACCAGUUUCCUCUGUAACAGAAGAGGCACCUGUUGGUCCAAAAGAAGAGGAGGUAUCAGUUGCCCUAGUGACUGAAGAGAUGCCUGUUGCCCCUGUGCCAGAAGAGGCAGCAGUUUCCUUGGUAACUGAAGAAGCUCCUGUUGCUGUGGCUGAAGAUGCACCGUUUGUAGCAACUGAAGAACUUGAGGAAACAGCUGCAGCCAAAGUAACAGAAGAGGUUAUUCCAGUGGUUGAGGAAGGUGUGGAAGUGAAGGCAGCAGAGGUGAUUGCAGAAAGUGCAGUUGUGGAGGCUUCAGUAAGUAUAGUUGAUGAAGAAGCAGGUCCAUUUGUGGAAGUUACAGAAAGUGUUGUUGAACCAGAUGUUGCCAGCACAGUGGUAGCCGAGGAAGUUGCUCCAGCUGAAACAUCAAGUGCGCCUGAUUCUUUGGAAGAGCCCAAACGAGACUACAUAGUGGUUAUCUUGGAGGGAGUUCCCAAAACAGAAAAGAAGCCUAUGGUGCUCGGUGUGUCCCCCAUGACUGGCAAGAUCAUCUCUGCCCCUGAUGACGGUGAAGAGCCAUUGGGACAGGUAACGGGGCAAGCGCCGUAUGCUUAAAGUGCAGAUGUAUUAGCACCAACUAAAAAAGUUGGGAGCAGUCAGAUCUUCUGGGAUAGUAAACCGGUUCCCUGAUAAAGAAUUAGUGAUGUGCCUUCCCCUUUCCCUAUUUCCUUGACCCCUUGGAUUUCAGUAAUCCUUACACUGGGCCCAGAAUGCUGUUUCCUUCUGACUCCGCUAAAAAUACAGCUCUCUUUCCACGUACAUGCUGUCCACUGGAGAGUGGGUACUUCAUGUGAACUUUCACUUCACUCUGAUGUGAGACAUACAAGUUUCUUGACCAUUAUAAUAUGCAUGAAAAGCUGUGACCUAUCUUUAUACCCUUUUAAAAUGGAACUCCACUCUUUUUGAGUCAACUGCACAUUGGAGCCUAUACUAUAGUGAACCCUACCUCAAACAUCACAUUGUCAUAGUAGGACAUGUCUUGGAAUUGCCAUGUCAAUAAUUACAAUACCAGCAGGGCUAAAGAUUUGCUACAAACACUCAUAUCUGCAUGCUGACCUCCAGUUUUUUGGUUAGACAUCAGUUUAUCCUCUAUCUUCAAUAUAUGCUAUUUUUCAUUUGCAUUAUUUAUGAAUUAACACUAUUUGUACCUCUCUACCUCAGCUUGAAAAGACAGUGUUCUCUUUUUUCCAGUAACCAGUAUUAUAAUAACCAACUAACAUUACCAAUGUGACAUGACUAGGUCAAAAAGCAACUGACAAACAGAUUACUUGUAUCAAUAAAAUCAAUACAACAAUAAGCCAUGUUACAAGUCACAUUCCAGUAUUAAUUUUUAAAGGCUGACAUUACAAUAUUAUCUAAAAGGCAAACCCCACUGCUGCAUCCUUUGCCUUUGUUUUCCUGUUCUCUCUUAGUUUGUUCUGUUGAUCCAUCGGAGUUGGUCACAAUCAUCAAACCAGUGAAGUUUCCUGUGAUUAUAAAAAAUGUUGUUUGGCUGGUGCGUAAAUAAAUUACUUUGCUUGAUGUGGCAAAAACAAGGUCCCCAAACCUAUUAUGACAAAGUUACACUUUCUUUGAUACUACAGUUUUAUAAUGUGAAUGUGAGGGAAUAAUUUGAAGUAUAGUUCAGUAUAAAGGGUGUUCACGAGUUCUUUUUUGUUUUUGUUUUAAGGGUUAAGGAUGUAAUACACAUUCAUUUGCUCUUUUGAAAUUUCACCUUUCACUGUAGGCCCUAAC